CCCCAAAGAAACCCUGAAUCAUUUUGAUGUCUCAAUAAGUCUGAUACUGAGAACAGAAACAAAAUAAAAAACAAAGAGAUUUGACUCAAGUGAUUAUCUUCCUUAUGAGAAGUUGUGUACAAUGGCAUACAACUGAUUUUUGUCUUCUUGGCUAUUUGACCAUCUGUUUUUUGCUGUUUUUCUUCAGCCUAUGUUAAUCUUACAGAUAUCUGUACCCUCCUCUCCUCUCUGUGUUCUAAAGUCACAGUCACAUGACUUCCUUGGCAACAGCUGCUGCUGUCAGCAGAGGGUGCUGGAAAGGGAAACUUACAGCAAUGUCCUGCAAUCACCCUAACUCUCGGUUUUGCUUUCCCCUGUUGCCUAGUGACCGCUGCACUUAUGAAAUCUAGGGUAUGUUAGAACAAGUCACCACGGAGAGAGUUACAUAAAUCACAUUUUGACUCAAUACUAGGCCCUGAAGCCAGAGACUUGAUUUCACAGGAUGUAGAGUAGAACCUGAACUGUGGUGAGAGGAAAUCAGCAGGAUUGUUGAAAAUAUCUGACAGGAAAAGGAGAGUGAAUGAGGUACCUUCAUGUCCUCUGUGUUCUUUGACCGACCAGCGUGGCACACGGGUGACUGUUCAGAACUAGUUUCACUUUCAUUUCUUGAGAGCAACUGACGUCAAAGCUCUCAGUGGUGUAUUGCCAGAGACAAGGUUUUAAAAGGAAGGGUAAACACAGACAGAGCCAGUUCAAGUUGCUCAGUGUAGUUUACUGUUUACCGUACCUGGCAGUGAGAGUUGCAAUUUGUGACAUGGCCGCAGGUCAACAGGAAGUAAUAGAACUGGUAAGGCAACACCCAGAAGGCAUCCCAGUUAAAAAACUGGCAGUGUCCUACAACCAGAAGUACAAACGGAACUUGACUCUGAGCACGCUCGGAUUCACCAGCAUGCCAAAGUUCUUGGGCUCCAUGGCAGAGCUGGUCGUGGAGGACGAGGUCGUUUUCCACCGCUCCCACAGGAUUAACCGACACGCGACCACCCCCGCAGCUCCAGCCGCGUCCGCAGCACCGCCAGGUAAAGACCCCAAACCGGCGAUACACACGAGAUUCGGCGAGAGCCCCGACCCACCGCCCACCGAACUGACCCAGGAGGAGCAGCUGCUGGAGAAGGUUGGGGAGGUGGUGAGACACUACCCUGUGGCGGCCACGUCCAUUGUUCAGCUGCAGAACAGCUACUUCCUCCAUUUUGGCACACCCCUGCCCAUGAGUUUGUACGUGCCGCUUUAUGACCGCUUGACGCAAAAAACACCGCCGGCAGCCACCUCAAAGCCAAAGGAAGCCAAUGGGGAACCAGAAUCACUGAGCUUUUUUGCAACGCCAGAGGGAAGCAGGAAGGGGAGCCCGGUGGCCUGGGCCGGGGCGCGCUCCAUGAGCCAAGCGAGGGACGAGCCACCGCUGGUCCAGCCCAAAGAGGCCUCUCCGCCGGACGGCCUGGCCAGCAGCGACUUCCCCCCACUGGGGGCAGCGACACCGUCCAAGGCUGAGGAGCGCCGGCGGCAGCGGACAACGUCAACCCCGGAUCGGGAACGGGAGAGCUCGGUGACGUUCCACGAUGCCUACCACGCCCAGCUGAGGGAGCGGCACGGUGCCAACGUGCGCGCCGCCGAGGCCCUGGAGGCCUUCGAGGGCGGCGGUGGCAGCAGAGAGCGUCGCUCGAGGAAGAUCGUGAGCCCCAGCGACGUGGACAGCCUGGCCGAAGAUGUCAUCAGGUCCCUCGCCGCCAGAGGAGAGCUGGUGACUGUCGAGAGGGUUGUGUGUCAGGUGUGCGAGUACCUGCAAAUCGACUCCCUGCAGUCCAUGAGGAUUUAUCACCGCGACUUACCGGCUGUGAACAACCUGCUGCGGGCCAUCAAAGAGAUCAACAUGUUCAUUGAGUCCAUGCACGCCGUAUCUGCUGUGUGCACGCUGUACGAGCUGGGCCAAGCCCUGGCUGGCCUGCAGAACAAGAAGCGUUUCGAUGAGCUCAACCUCGGCCCCCUGUGCAAGAACCCGCUCAUUCACAAGAUGUUCAAAGUGGACGCCAACACCAAGGAUGAGGACAUACAUCGCAUCGAGACGGUGGACAUUUUGAGGAGUCUCCAAGCAUUCCGAAAAAAAUGCAAAGGCGUCAAGGUGGACCUCGCCGAGUUCAUGAAACACCUCGCUGAUCAGUACAACUGUGACUCCCCUUACGCGCUGGGCAUUCGCAUUCAGGGCCUUGGGCUGCCCAUUUCGACCUUGACGAAGGCGACCCAAGCCAUGUACAAUCUCAUGGACAAGGCCAGAGACCAGGUGCGGCUCGAGCUGGAGCAGGAGGUGCAGGAAAAGCUCUGGAAGAUCAAAAAUAGCUUGAUGGAACCGGCGGAAGGAUCCGCCCAGUUUUUCUCCUCCUCCUCGUUCGGCAGCCGCGAGCUGAGGAAGAAGUACGCCGGCAUGAGCGCCGCCGAGGCCGUGAUGUUGGUCUUCACCAACGCUGAGGGCAUCUUCAGCGCCACCAUGAUCAAGCGUGUGCAGACCUUCCUGUCCUCCGUGAAGGACGACCGACUGGCCAAGAGCCUGUUCCAGCUGGCCAUCUGCUGCGGAUCUCUGGAGGCCCCUAAUGACCUACCAGCCGGUGAGACAUCCCGGAAGAACGACAUGAAGAAGAAGAAGAAGAAAGAGGAGGACGAGGAGGAUGACAGCAUCUCCAUCAUGGCUCCCUCUGAAACUGCAGUGAAGCAGUACUUCCAGGAGUGUGUGGCCAGGCUGUGUGGUGUGCCCACCCUCGGUUACCUGUCCAACCUGGAGAAGAAGAUGGCCGAGCACUUCAAGGUCAAAGCCUUCCUCCGACUCGCCCAGGGAAGCUUCCUGGAGUUCCUGGUCAAGCACUCCGAGACCCUGCAGCAGACAGUAGGGGGCGCCAUCCUCAUUGGCAGCCAGGGCUCCGGCGCAUGUGGCUUCAGGCCCAGCCAGCAGGACGUGUUUGAGUUCAUCACACAGUGUGGCGAGGGAGAUCCCAGCAGACUGCCGUUCAUCGAGGCGUCCCUGAGGAGUCACUACGGCCUCCGGGACACCAGGGAGUUGGGCUACGGCCCGCUCGGCACCCUGCUGACCAUCGUCCAGCGCCAGAGAAGCCUGGGCGACCCGCUGGGCCCCAGCGUUGUGCGUUACGAGGCCCCGCUGUUGCCCAAAGGGUCCGGGGAGCGGGCGUGCGAGUCGGUGGGGAUGCUGGGGGCGGUGAGGCGGGAGCAGGCCGUGUCCUGUCUGCUGUCCACUCCUCUGCUGGAGGACCUGGAGCAGUGGAGCCUCUGGGAGCUGGUGUUCCUGCCCAGCCUGGGUCCCCUCAAGGAGUUCAUCGAGAGGCACUGCGCCCACACAGACCUGAUGGCGUUGGAGGUAAAGCCAGGCGUGCUCCUGCGGGUGACCAGAUCCACGGGCGACAGGCUCUUUGCAGAAGCGGUGCAGACUCUGGACGCCACAGGGACGGCCGGCCACCUGGUGUCCAUCGUGGUGGCUGAUGGGAUAUUGAACGCCCCCACGGCCCUUCUGGCCAAUCACAUGGAGAGUUCACUAGCUGCAGCUGUGGCAAGGGAAGAUUCUGCUCAAGUAGAAGAUGGUCAGGCUUACAGCACAGUGGCCCAGUUUGUUCUAGAAUGCAUGGUCAGAAUCCCCACGAAAAUCUGCACAGCCCUACUGCAACAGAUCUUUCUGGAGCCUCUAUCCAAGGUUCUGGGCCAGUCCAUGUCCAAAGGCACGCUCCUGGAGAGAGCCAAGGCUGAGCCGCGGUACCUGAACAGACUCCACCAGAUGGGCGUCCUGCUGGGCAUCACCGAGUGGGCGAGGGACUACCACUCCAAACUGCUCGCGCCCAAAGCCCCCGAUGCCGUCUCCCACCAACAGUCUGCGGUGGCCAGUGACCUGAAUGCUGAAGUCUCUGAGGCCAGCCUGUCUGACAGUGACGACGCCUCAGAGGAACACUCCGUCCGUGACUUCAAUGGCGUUGACAACUCAGAUUACAGUAGCGACCUCGAGGAUUACAGUGAUAACGAGCACCUCGGACUGGCCUCGGACCAGAGCGGCGACCUGAGCAACGACGAGGAGACAGAGGAGGGCCAUGCCGACCUGACUGCAGGUCAGCCAGGUGAAGUGGCGGCAGCAGCGGCCGAGGAGCCCGGCGCCCCAGAGGAGCAGCCUGAGCCGUCCAGACUGAGCCAGCAGAGGACCGUCAUUGAGGACAUCAGGAGGAGUGAUUUUGGGGUGGGCGUGGAGCUGAAUGAGGAGGGCCAGCGUCUGAUGCAGGUGCACCAGGAGCGUCUGGGCCGGAGCCUACAGCGCCUCUCCACCGAGCUCUACAGCAAAGACACACACUUCGUCCUGGAGCUCAUUCAGAAUGCAGAUGACAACAGCUAUCCCUCGGCUCAAGACGUUCAGCCGUCGCUGGCGUUCGUCAUCGAGAAGGACUGCAUCACCAUCCUGAACAACGAGUGUGGUUUCCUGGAGAGGAACGUGCGAGCCAUCUGUGACGUGGGCCGCAGCACCAAGGGCAAACACACAUAUGGAUACAUAGGGCAGAAGGGCAUCGGGUUCAAGUCGGUGUUCAAAGUGACGGACUGCCCCCAGAUCCACUCCAACGACUUCCACGUCUGCUUUGACAAGAACAGCGGCCCCAUGGGCUACAUCCUACCCCACUGGGUGGAGGAGGAGCGACCCGUGACUGCAAACGCCCCAGAGAUCUGUCACAAGAGCUGGACCACAAAGAUCCUGCUCCCUCUGCGCUCCGAGAGCCUCCAGACCAAGAACCUGUUCCGCGACGUCCACCCCUCUCUCCUGCUCUUCCUCCAUCGCCUGCGCUCCAUCACCAUCUUCAACCAGACCGAGGGGCGCUUGGUGACAAUGAGUCGGCAGGACCUGAGCCACAACAUCCUGGAGGUGCGGCACACCGGUGGCCUGGAGCGCUGGCUCGUCGUCAAGAACAUGCUCCACCCCAAGAAGAUUAAAGAGGAAGUAGAGUCCACGGAGUUGGCCAUGGCAUUCUGCCUGAGCGACGCUGCGUCCUCAUCCUCAUCUUCGUCCGACAUCCCUCUCCAGCCGCGGCAGCAGAGCGUCUUCGCCUUCCUGCCACUGCGCAGCUUUGGCUUCCGCUUCAUCAUCCAAGGGGACUUUGACAUCCCGUCCUCUCGCGAGGACGUGGACAGGGACAGCUCCUGGAAUCAGUGGCUGCGCUCCAACCUGCCUCAGCUCUUCAUGGAGGCCAUGGACGUCUUCAGCAAACACCCAGAAUUCAGCGGUCUGGAAGGACUGUGCUACUUCCUGCAGUUCGUUCCGCUUCCCGACGAGAUCCAAGACUUCUUUAGACCGGUGGCCAAUCAGAUCCUCCAGCUCCUCAAAGGCAGAGCUUGCCUACCGGCCAAAAUAGGCACAGACGGUAAAGUGGAGUACAAGCAGCCCUCCGAGCUGGCCGUGUGCCAGGACCCCGUCAUCCAGGAGGUGAUCGGGGCGGAGGACCUGGAGACGCACCUGCGGCUCUCCUACCUGCACCCCCACCUGCAGGCGCAGCUGCCCCCCUCCCUGCUGGCCACGCUGGGGGUGCGGCGUCUCCGCGGUGCCGACGUGGCGGCCGUCACCUGCGCCAUGGCCCGCGAGCUGGUGCAGAACGCCGCGCCCUUGUCAGGUACAGACAGACGGGACUCCCACAUGAGACAGCUGGCCAGGCUGCUGCAGUGUAACUACCGUGCCCAGGAGCAGGAGUACGGGGAGGCCCACGCCUCACUCCAGGGGCUCAAGGACCUUCCCGUGAUCCCUCUGGCCGACGGGCGCCUGGUGACCCUGAGCAGCGGAGGCGUCUUCUUCCCCCUCAGUGAGGAAGGGGAGGUCCAGAAAGGUCUGGAGGCUCUGUACCGUGACCUGUGUACGGUGGCUCCUGCUCUGCUGUCCAGUCUGGACGGUCUGGGGAACUCUCAGGUGCGGGAGCUGCUGCGCCGCCUCGGCGUCCACGAGCUGGAGCCCCAGCAGGUGCUCCGCCAGCACAUCUACCCCGCGCUCAGCGCCGACGCCUGGAAGUCAAAGCCGCAGGACGUGGUUGUCAGCUACCUGCUGUUCAUCAAGCAGCACGUCCGGGAGCAGGAGUACGGCAGCCUGACCACGCCCGUCCCCGUGCUCACCAACCGGGGCCUGCGGUGCCCGGCCCAGGGCAAAGUGCAUUUCUCCAAAGAAUACAGCAACAUCGACCUGCCCACCAAACUGCCUGGUGUGGACUGGGUGAUGGUUGACCCUUGCUACCUGCGGGCGGACCGUGACGUGGCGGGCUGGAGGGAGCUGCUGAUGGCCCUGGGCGUGAGAGACCUGCUCAUCUUCAGGAAGGAGAGGCGCACCCUCAGUGCACAGCAGCUGGCUUGUAGUCCAUGGGCAGAGGAGGGCAGACUGUGGCCCAAGCCGGCGGGCGGCGGCGUGUACACGCUGGAGGACUACCAGUGCGAGGAGUUCCAGGGCCUGGCCACCACGGAGGAGCUGUCGGCCCAGGCCAAGCUGGAGCAGAGGCAGGCGCUGCUCAGCCUGCUGGACAAGAACUGGGACACUGGAGAGAAAUACUCCCAGUACCUCAGUGCCCAGGUUGUUGAUGCCGAUGGCCGUUCCCUGCGCGACACCCGCUCCUCCUUCCUGAUCUCCCUCACCUGCCUACCCUGGGUGCCCACCUUCCGCGCCCAGCAGGACGACCAGCGGUCCGCCACCGCCUACCGCUGCCCAGGCUCCGUCUACCUCCACUCGCAGGAGGUGCACAGUUUGCUGGGGGCGCACGUGGACUACGUGCAGAUGGCCCCGAGCGAGUUCACCAGGGCCAUCGGCAUGAAGCACACUGUGUCCGUGGAUGAGAUGAUUGAUUACCUGAAGAGGUGGAGCUCACAGGCCUCAGCCGAGAUCGCGCCACCCGAGGGGGCGGAGGAGCCGCGGUUCACCACCACCGUCCAACACAUCAGCAACGUCUACAGCUACCUGCAGACCAACUGCCCCCCAGGCCAGCUCAAGGAGCUCCUCCAGCACACCCCUGCCGUGUUUGUCGAGUCAGAGAGAAUGAAAGACAACUGGUGCUCCGGCAAGUUCUACCACCUAAAAGAUGUUUGUUGGAACGACCCUACCGGAAUGUUCCAACGAUACAAGGAAAUGGUCCGUUCCAGCAAUGGUCUUCAAGAACCUAAAGUUCUGGCAAUCUUCUACACCAGCAUUCCGGACAUGAAAGCUCUGUUCUUAAAGCUGGGUGUGGAGCGCAACCCGUCCAUGAGGCAGUACGUGGACCUCCUGGAGCUGGUGUGCGAGUCCGAAUCCCAGGCCGCAGGCCUCAUCCUCCAGGACGUCUCCAUCAUCUAUGCCAAGCUGGCGGAGAAGUGUAAGAUGUGGUGCCCCGGUGGAGACCAGGAGCCAACGGUUCAGUUGAAUCAAAGCUACUGCCUCUCCCUCAGAGAUAUGCUGUGGAACAAGAGAGUGUUCCCCUCCAAACGCAGCUGCUGGGUGUCCCUGGCUCAGAGCCCCAUGAUCCCAGACGACAAACACCUGGAGAAGAUCUUCCAGGAUCACACCGAAGUGUGUCUCCUCAACCUGCCCCCUGCCCAGAAGAAAACCCCCACUCGCGCUAAACCUGGAACCUCAACAGCCUUCAAGCAGCCGCGCAGUGAGCCCACCUUCAGCGAGGAAGAGCGUGGCCUCCUCCUGGACAUCUGCGGCGUGCCGCGGCUCUCGGAGAGCGUCAGCACCGAGGCGCACACCGUCAGCUACCGGCCCUCGCCGGCCCUGCAGGCUCUGGUGCACGACGCCGUGCCCUACGUCCAGCAGUUCCUCUGCUCCCACGAGGAGUUCGCCGAGCUCUACGCCGAGCUCAAGGAGAACGCCAUCGCUCAGCAGAUCAAGGCGCUCAGCUUUGGGCAGGUGGGGGAGUUGUACAUUCAUUACCACUUGAAAGUGCCUGACGGAGAGGAGCUGUAUGAGCAGGAGAAUGUCAUCUGUCUCCUGAAGGACAGGAAGGAGCUGUACAUCCAAAAGGAUUAUCUCAAAUCCAAGUUGGACAUCUGCAGGGAGCUGGUGAAGCUGUUCAGCCCAGAGGGAACCCUGGCAGAGAAACUACAGACCUUCCUGGAGAGCUUGAUGGGCUCCAUAAAUGACCAAGGCGCGCUGAAGAGGUUCCUGGAAAUCAAGGGCAUUAAAGAACUUCCCAUUGAGGAGGAACCGUGGGAGGUCCCUAUGCCUGUGGACACAAAGCCUGAACCCUCGGCAGUUCCUGUGACGUGGCCAGCCAGCCGACCGGAUGAGGAGAGAAAGGCUCCGGCAGCAGGCGGAGAGGACGGGCUCUUCUGCUGGCCGCCCCAGUCGGCCCUCGCGGUCGGCGGCGGCGGUGGAGGCUCCGGCCAACCCAGAGGCACAGACCCCGCAGUGGAGGCGGUGAUGAAGAUGUGGCCUCCUCCAAACGCACCCAGCCCCUCAGCCGAGUGGACAGGCACACCGCCCUCCAUGAUGGAGGGGAGCACCAGGGCCACGCCCCUGUCUGGGGAGCCCCAGUCCCCCAGGUCUGAAGGUCCUCCAGGUCUUCCAGGCUCCAGGCUCUCCGGCAGCCACACGCAAGCCCCAGCUCAGAGCGCGGUGGGUGUCGUGCCGUCUUCCCCGUCCGAAGUGGCUCCGCGCCAGCCGAGCGGAGGAGGAGGUGGUGGAGGAGGAGGUGGAGGUGGAAGUGGAGCUGGAUACAGCGGCGCCUCCCACGCCCACAGCUCUCCUCACGACGAGCAGGACUCCCCGUCCACGCAGCAAAAUGCUCCUCUGGUCGAACCUCCUGAGGUGAUCUCCAGUCAGUUCCAGGGCGCGGGUCACAUGCAGCGCGUGCCCCUGGCUCUGGACUCGGCCGUGUGGGCCCACCCGCUGGGCGGCGAGGACGUGCUGAAGGACCUGGCCCUGGACUGCCCGCUGCCGCGCACCGUGGUGGAGAUCACGGACGACCCGGGCGACCUGCUGGACGUGGGCAUGUGGGGGGAGCGGCUGGUCCACUCCUUCCUGGCGCACUGGAAGAAGAACGGCCCGUCCGGGCCCGCGGAGGUCACCUGGUACAACCAGGACGGCGAGACGGGGCGGCCGUGCGACUUCAAGCUCACGUUCGGCGCCAACGGCUCGGCCGAGGUCGUCUACGUGGAGGUGAAGACCACCACCAAGCAGGACCGGCACCUGAUCCGGCUCUCGGCCAACGAGCUGGACUUUGCUCUCAAAGAGAAGGAGCGCUACCACAUCUACCGGGUCUACAGCGCCGGGGACGCCCAAAGCGUCCGCAUUUGCCGCAUCCGAAACCUCGCCCAGCACCUGCAUUCCAAAACACUGGAGCUGUUUUUGUUUGUGUAAACGUCAUUCCUUCUGUGUUUUUAAAGAAGCACCUUUUAUUUUUUGCUAUUUAUUCGAUAAGAAUUGCUUAGACUUUUUACAUUUUUUUAACCUCCUUUUUUUUUAUGAAAACAAGUGACCACAUAUUUUGUUCCUUUCAUAUGCACUGUUCAUGUGGCCAGUUUUUAAACUUGAAAAAAAAAUUCUUGUAAUUUUAUACUUACUUGUAAUGUA
Molecule: messenger RNA, 9580 nt
Organism: Clupea harengus (Atlantic herring)
Lineage: Eukaryota; Metazoa; Chordata; Actinopteri; Clupeiformes; Clupeidae
Product: protein NO VEIN
Exons: 45
Coding region: 794-9367 (2857 amino acids)
Source: RefSeq, a predicted model, not a curated record